Molecule: messenger RNA, 906 nt
Organism: Parascedosporium putredinis
Lineage: Eukaryota; Fungi; Ascomycota; Sordariomycetes; Microascales; Microascaceae
Source: the annotation of a GenBank genome assembly
AUGGCUGCCCCGCACGACCUUCCGAUGGAACUUCCCGUCAUCGACCUCGACGUCUACCUCCACCAGGACAUCGACUCGUCGCUCGUCCAAGACGAGUGCAAAAAGGCCGCCCAGGCCCUCAUCACCUACGGCGCCCUCGUCCUGCACGAUUCGCGCGUCUCCGAAGAUGACAACACCACCUUCCUCGACCUCUUGGAGGAUUACUUUGCGCAGCCCGAGGAGAGGCUCAGGGAGGACGAGCGGCCCGAACUCGGGUUCCAGGUCGGCGUGACUCUCGAGAACACCGAGAAGCCCAAGUGCGCCGUCGACGAACCAUGCCUCGACGUGAUCCAGAGACUGGCCGAGUCGGAGCGCCCGCUCGACAUCGCCGGACACGAGCCCGACCCCAAGUGUCGCUUCUUCUGGAGGAUGACGGAGAAGCCCCCUACACCACCGACCCCUACCGCUUCGGACCUGCAAAAAUAUGGCCAAAAAGACACGAUACUUGCAGGGUUCCACACCGACCUCAAUUUCCUGACCAUCCACGGCCGCUCUCGAUACCCCGGUCUCCACAUCUGGGCCCGCAACACUGGCAAGCGUAUUGCGCAGCUCGAGCACUUCACCGGCGGUCUCGUCAAGGCUGGGUUCCACGAAGUCGUGGUCAACGAACGAACCCUCGAUGUCAUCGCCCAGCGCAAGAUCAGCUACCCGGAUCGGCCUCUGGUCCGCAUCUCCUCCACCUUUUUCUGGCAUCUCUCCUCCGACUUUGACCUCGUGCCCCUCCCCGAACUGGCUGAAAAGGCCAGGAGUGUCCGCGCCGAGCAGGCCCAGUUAGGCAGAGACGAGGGAGAGGAGGUGGUGUAUCCGCCUCUCAAGGUGGGCAAGCAAGUUGAAAGUGAACUGAGGCACAUUGCAUUGCUGGCCUAA